Aspergillus luchuensis is the source of this 186-nucleotide messenger RNA. Its product is annotated as cytochrome c oxidase subunit VIIa. Lineage: Eukaryota; Fungi; Ascomycota; Eurotiomycetes; Eurotiales; Aspergillaceae. Bases 1 to 186 code for a protein of 61 amino acids. The transcript is spliced from 4 exons. The record is from RefSeq and is a predicted model, not a curated record. Gene Ontology annotation, biological process: mitochondrial electron transport, cytochrome c to oxygen.
AUGGCCUCCGUCGCUCCCAUCACCGGCAUGCUCCGCCGCACUCUGGUCCUUGACCUGAGCACCGCUUUCGGUUUCGGUACCACUUUCGGCUACCUCUGGUGGUACGGCUUCCACCUUCCCCGCGUGCGCGCCCGUGACGACUACUACACCCGCCUCGAGGCCGAGCGCGCUGCUGCCCAGCAGUAA